AUGGACGACCCGACCUCGACUCCCUCCCAGCAGCAGAAACGCCCUCGCGUGGCCGAGGAAAAUCGCAAGCGAGCAGUCCGAGCAUGUGACGGUUGUCGCAGAGUGAAAGAGAAGUGCGAAGGUGGUGUACCGUGUCGCCGGUGUCUUCGCUAUCGCCGACAGUGUAAUUUCACUCAUAUCGAUCCGACGGAAAAGACUCGCUCAACGUCUGUCUCAUUAUUGGAUCGGGCAGCUUCGCUGAGUCGACAUGAGAUCGCAGAGGCGGAACGCGUGCGCUGCAUGGAGCGUCUUCUUUCCUAUUAUGUACCCAAUCUUACAUUCGAUAUCCAGUCGUUGCGCCAGGCGGCCGACGAUCUGAAGACCAAACACCGCGAUUCGGAGUCCGAUGCGGUUUCCACCAAGGUGGACGCCAAUGAGCUGGAAGACUUGGCCAUUGACGAAGAAGAUUUUACUAUCAAGGCUCUUCCAGACAACACAACCCAAUAUUCCGGAGAGUUCUCAUAUCUGAACUUCUCGGAGAAGAUCCGAAAGAAAAUCGAUGAGUGGAUGAAGACAGCUGCUCCGGAUGCCAGCACCGAAGUCGAGCCAUUCGAAGAGCGAUGGCGAGCCACACAACUUCAGUCCGGGUCACCUUUAGUAUCGGCAUCGAUUACAUGCCUUCCUCCACGAUAUGUAGCCGACUUUCUCGUUCAGAUCUUCUUCAAGUACGCGCAGACAAACAACUUCUAUGUGGAAGAAGAUUGGCUAUGUGAAAAACUAAAUUUCUGCUAUACGAACCCAUCCGAGCUAUCUUCCGAUGAUGCAGGCGCAGUCUGUGCCAUUCUGAUGGUACUCGCCGUUGGCACUCAAUUUGCGCAUAUGGAAUCGGCAACACCAGUGAAUAUUCCCACAGAUGCUGCGCAGGACCAUCAUUUCUCAGAGGAUGAGGUCGGUCUGACUUUCUAUCAAUUUGCAUCGAAGCUCUUGCCAGACAUUAUUGCUACUGCAUCUGUACGAAGUGUGCAGGCCUGUUUAUUGAUUGGAACAUAUCUUCUUCCUCUAGAUACAUCAGGACUGUGUUAUACCUACUUCGGUCUGGCUCUCAAGCUUGCUAUCCAGAAUGGCAUGCACCGGAGGUAUCAUGGCGAGGGACUGUCAGCGCGAAUGAUUGAGGUCCGAAACCGUGUCUUCUGGACAUCAUACACUAUUGAAAAACGUAUCAGUAUUCUUCACGGCAGACCGGCGUCACUUGCUGAUGCCGAUGUUGAUGCUCCAUUCCCUAUCGAUUUUCCUGGUCUGAUGCCGGCCUCGCAACCUUCCAAUCAUACAAAUAUGAUAGCCUUGAUAACGCUAACUUUGAAACUGGGUCAAGUCUCCAACGAGAUUACCUCUCUGCGGACAUGCCCGAAAGGUCAGCAGCAGGAUUGUCUCGAAAGGUUAUUGAACAUUCGCAAACACCUUCUUGAGUGGUGGUCGACUUUGCCAGAAGAGUCGAGUUGCCGUGAUCUCAACCCUGGAGGAGUCUUGUUCCGAUCCAACGUCCACCUCAAACUCGACUAUUGUCUUACCCGGAUUUUCAUCGGCCGUCCAUUUCUCUUCAGCAACAUCAAGGCCCUAUCUCAAACACCUCUUGCCUUCAAGGGUCCAUCUGGAAUAUCGAAGAACCGCGCAACUCUUGUUACAGACUGCGUUGAAGCUGCUCUCGAAAUUAUUGACCUGUGUCGUCUUCUUCGCGAUGAGACCGGGCUUGCCCGUGCCUCUUUCACUGAAUUCAGCUCUUGUCGUGCGGCACUCCUUGUUAUCUUAGCACAGGGAUUAACAAAGCGCACCGAGCGUCUGGGUGCGGCUCUUGAGCAAGGCAUUUCUCUAAUCAAGAUCAUGUCAAUGGGCGUUGGGUCUGCUCGCUCAGCCGUCAGCGUCAUCGAAGCCCUUGAACGAGCCAUUCGCCGACUCGAAAUGUGGAGCGAGUCCCAACAGACCCAGAGUAACGGAAACAGCAUGGAAUCCGCAUACGACCGGUUCAAGAACUGGGAGAUGCUCUGGAAGACCGGACCUGUUUCACCAUCCACCAUGGCAUGGAAACAACAAGAAGCUCUCGCCAACGAUUCCGCUAUACAGCAAGGUGUGAACCCACACUCAACUCCCGGGCCAUCUGCUGCUGGUGCCGUUGGCUCGGCCAUGUCCAUCACAUCACCCAGUAUCCCUCUACCUCCUGGAGCGAGCGGCUCUGACUCCGGCAUUGGUGGGCCCGAGCAGGAUAUACUGGAAGGCGACAUACCCAGUGGAGGUCUGCCUGGCUCCGACAACUUUUCGCUCUCGCACCAGUCCCUUUCUCACAUGCCUCAUUUCGGCUUCGAUCAUUUCGUCUCCAAUUUCCCGCAAGAACUGGGCGAAUUCACUGCUAUUCCAUGCUUUGAGCCAGACAAUCAAGGGAACCCCUCUGGUCUUGUGAAUCCCGAGCUUAAGACUCCUUCGGGGAGUGCCGACUCGCAUUGGCUGCAGUUCAUGAAUGAGUGA
Molecule: messenger RNA, 2496 nt
Organism: Penicillium argentinense
Lineage: Eukaryota; Fungi; Ascomycota; Eurotiomycetes; Eurotiales; Aspergillaceae
Product: Zn(II)2Cys6 transcription factor
Exons: 7
Coding region: 1-2496 (831 amino acids)
Biological process (GO): DNA-templated transcription; regulation of DNA-templated transcription
Molecular function (GO): DNA binding; DNA-binding transcription factor activity, RNA polymerase II-specific; zinc ion binding
Source: RefSeq, a predicted model, not a curated record